ACGGACUUUAUUUAGUGAACACUCCAGCGCUUGUUGUGGUUCCAACGUGGGUUUAUAACCGGGAAGAUUUUCUGUAGAAAUCAUUCUUCAUAUGUGUAAAAAGAUCGCCUGACCACUGUAAAAAAUGCAGGUGUCCAGUGUAAAUAAUAUAAAGAUAUAUAAUUUGAGCCAUGGAAAGUCUCUGCCAGAGUGGUUGUCAGACAGAAAGAAGAGAGCUUUACAAAAGAAAGAUGUUGAUAUUCAGAGGAGGAUUGAACUCAUUCAGGAUUUUGAGAUGCCCACUGUGUGCACCUCUCUCAAAGUGUCACGUGACGGACAGUAUAUUUUAGCUGCAGGCACAUACAAACCCAGGAUCCGGUGCUAUGACACGUAUCAGCUGUCUCUGAAGUUUGAAAGGUGUCUGGAUUCUGAUGUGGUGGCCUUUGAAAUCUUGUCUGAUGACUACUCCAAGCUGGUGUUUCUGCAUAUUGAUCGUUACGUGGAGUUUCAUUCCCAGCACGGUCACUACUACAAGACGCGCAUCCCCAAGUUCGGCCGAGAUUUCUCCUACCACUACCCAUCCUGUGAUUUGUACUUUGUAGGAGCCAGUUCAGAGAUCAUCCGACUGAACCUCGAACAGGGCCGAUUCCUCAACUCUCUGCAGACAGACGCGAUGGAGAACAAUGUAUGUGACAUCAACCCUGUUCAUCAUUUAUUUGCUGCUGGGACUUUAGAGGGGAAAGUGGAAUGCUGGGACCCACGUGUGCGCAGUCGUGUGGGCAUCCUGGACUGCGCUCUCAGCAGUGUGACAGAGGGAAAUGAAGUAGAGAGCCUGCCAUCUGUCAGUGCACUCAAGUUUAAUGGCUCCCUGGGUGUGGCUGUGGGCAUGACUACAGGACAGGUUUUGUUGUACGACCUACGUUCCUCUCGUCCCCUGCUCGUGAAAGACCAUUAUUACGGCCUGCCCAUCCGCUCCCUCCAUUUCCAUAAACAGAUGGAUCUGGUGAUUUCCGCAGACUCGAAGAUCAUCAAGAUGUGGCACAGAGACAAUGGUAAGGUGUUUUCUUCCAUCGAGCCACCGGCCAACAUCAACGAUGUGUGUAUUUACCCCGAAUCAGGUAUGCUCUUCACUGCUAAUGAAGACCCCAAAAUGAAUACUUUCUACAUUCCAGCCCUGGGUCCUGCACCUCGUUGGUGCUCUUUCCUUGAUAACCUGACUGAGGAACUGGAGGAGAACCCAGAGAGUACUGUCUACGACGACUACAAGUUUGUUACACGCAAAGACCUGGACAACCUUGGUCUGACACACCUGAUUGGCUCACCUCUGCUGAGGGCCUACAUGCAUGGCUUCUUCAUGGACAUCAGACUCUACCACAAGGUUAAAACUAUGGCAAAUCCAUUUGCCUAUGAGGAAUAUCGCAAGGACAAGAUACGGCAGAAAAUUGAAGAGUCCAGAGUCCAGAGAGUACAGCUAAAGAAUCUGCCAAAGGUGAACAAAGAGCUUGCAAUGAAGCUGAUGGAGGAGGGUAAAGAGUCACGAAAAGCCAAGAAGAAAGCCAAGGGCACCACAAGCAUCCUGACUGAUGACCGUUUCAAAAUGAUGUUCGAGAAUCCAGACUACCAAGUAGACGAGCAGAGCGAGGAGUUCCGCUUGCUUAAUCCCAUCGUGUCCAAAGUGGGCCAGAGGAGGAGGGAGAAGCUACAGCAAUUAGUUGAGCAAGAGGCAAAUGAAAAGUCGGAUGAUGAGGAAGAGGAGCUGGAGGGACGGCCCAGCUCCGAGGAAGAGGAGAGCUCAGACGACGAUAAGAGCUGGGUGGAGGAGGUGAGGGAGCAGCGGCGUCUCUUACGAGUAGAGCAGAGAGAGCGCCAGUUUAAAGAGAGAAAGGAGCAGGACCGCAACACCAGCCUGCAGAGUUCAGAUCCAGUCAGAAAGUCUCAACAGUGCCAGGCUCAAGGCCAGAGCCAGCCACGCUUCUACCAGAUCAAAGCCGGAGAGGAGUUCCGCAGCUUCGGGGACGUGGCACGCAAACAGAAGAUGCAAAAAACCUCGCUUGCGGAGCGUCUGAAGCUGGAGGAGAGCUCAGGGAUGCUGAACGUUGCUGACACUGCAGUCGGAAGCAAGCAGCUGACCUUCACUCUUAAAAAGACUGAGAAACAACAGAGUCAACAGCGGGCCGAAUGGGAGCACCAUGAGGAGAGGAGGAAGAUCAGGAGGGCUGCUGGUCACCUUCACACUCGAGGACGAGGCAGAGGAAGAGGCAGAGGAAGAGGCAGGGGACGAUUCUGAACGCUGCCUCCAAACUCCCGCUAUAGUCACUUGUAUGCAUUUAGGCUUUAAACGCGGCCUCAAAAUAACUUUGUCCUACUGCUACAAGGACAGGCAAGUGUACUGUAAACUCUGCUUUUAAUGUGGGUUUCAUGGAAUGCAAAAGAAAGACCAUAUGGUCAGUGAGAGAAGUUGGGGAUAAUUCUUUUUAAUGUUUGGGUGUGUGUACAUGUCUGUGUGUGUGUCUGUGUGUGUGUCUGUGUGUGUGUCUGUGUGUGUGUCUGUGUGUGUGUCUGUCUGUGUGUGUCUGUCUGUGUGUGUCUGUCUGUGUGUGUCUGUCUGUGUGUGUCUGUCUGUGUGUGUCUGUCUGUGUGUGUCUGUGUGUGUCUGUCUGUGUGUGUCUGUCUGUGUGUGUCUGUCUGUGUGUGUCUGUCUGUGUGUGUCUGUCUGUGUGUGUCUGUCUGUGUGUGUCUGUCUGUGUGUGUCUGUCUGUGUGUGUCUGUCUGUGUGUGUCUGUCUGUGUGUGUCUGUCUGUGUGUGUCUGUCUGUGUGUGUCUGUCUGUGUGUGUCUGUCUGUGUUACACUCCUCUAUUGUGUCGCACGGUGUAGUCUAAACCAGCAGGACAUUGUUAAAGAAACCUUUCAUCUACAGCUGAGUGUGUGUAUUUGCUGUUUUUUUUAUUUUUUAUUUAAUCUGUAUUCUGAUCUCAAUGCACCAGGUCCUAAAACUUUGUACUGAAAUUAAUUUUAGAAACAUCUUCCACUUUUUUUUCUCUCUCUCUAAUUAUUUCUUUAAAAUUUCCCUUUUGAGAAUUAGUUUGACAUUGUCUCAAGCCAGCUCAGGAUUAGCUGCUUUAUGAAAGCUGCUACUUUGUUGUCAGCUAUUACUAUAUUAAGCAAGCUUUCAAGAUAAACAACUGUAACAGGACACUUGUUUAGCUACUCACUGCUGUAUUCUGUUCAACAAUAGCCUAUGAUUAAAAGUGUCAAGCUUUACAAAUACUACAAUGAAUGUGAGGCAUGAAGCUACCAGGCAAGCCCGUAAUGUGAAGUAAACAAGUACAUUUACAGGAUGGUUAACUAUUGCAGUUUGAACUGUGUUCCAAGUUGGUUUUCAAGAUGAAUCAGUAUUAAAACACUUGAUCAGCAUAACAUGCGUAUAAUAAGCAUAUUUCUACAACUGCAAGUUAAGAUACACACAAAAAAAGUAAAUACAAUUACAAAAUCCAUAAAAACCUGGAAGCUCUGAAACCAGUUAAUGUCUGAUCUUCCUCAUCUGUACCAGAAGUGAAGAGAUGAAGUUUGUGUGUAGUGUAUACACCAGUCUAUAGUGAAAUAUAAAGAUUAUGAAUUGAAAUA
Messenger RNA from Ictalurus punctatus (channel catfish), 3604 nucleotides. It is a transcript of the gene nol10, whose product is annotated as nucleolar protein 10. The coding region runs from base 125 to 2266 and encodes 713 amino acids. The transcript is spliced from 21 exons. Gene Ontology annotation, molecular function: protein binding. The record is from RefSeq and is a predicted model, not a curated record. Gene Ontology annotation, cellular component: nucleolus; small-subunit processome; 90S preribosome. Gene Ontology annotation, biological process: maturation of SSU-rRNA from tricistronic rRNA transcript (SSU-rRNA, 5.8S rRNA, LSU-rRNA). Lineage: Eukaryota; Metazoa; Chordata; Actinopteri; Siluriformes; Ictaluridae.